AUGGAAAAAACAGUAGAAAAGCAAUCCAACCGAUCGGCAUUUCUAAGACAACCAGACAAAAUAAGUUGUAAGCUAUUGGAAAAGUGUCUUACAUGUGUUCUUUUAGCUCGAGUUUUACUGGUAGACUACAGUCCUCCAUUUGAUGCUGAUACAUGUGAAUACCUUCAUGAUGCCUUGGUGAAUUUCUUUGCACUUGUGACUCAUCUGAGCGGACCUUGCCGAACACCAUUCUUUGGAUUGUUUGCACUCACAGACCAUCCAGAGAACCUGUUUAGAUUGCAACAUGUCAGAGGUAACUUUCCAAGGCUCCACACUGCCUUUGAGGAACUCAAGUUACUUUUUAAAGAAAAGUCGGCUAAUCCGUGUACACCAGAUGUUAUUCUACAAGCGCUUAAAGAAACAGCAGCACAGUUCAAAAGACAAUCGCAAAGUCUGAGGCAGAUGAGCUCAUCUAGUUGUCAACUAGAAAUAAUAUUUCUUACCAGCAGAACAGCCACCUCUGUCACGAAACACAUUGAAAAGUUUUCCAAGAAUAUUGAACUCGACAACCUAAAGAAAAUCCAGCUGGUCAAUGUGCAAAGUUGUGAAGAAGUAAACAGAGGAGAUGACGAUACCCGGUCCGAAGAUGACAGUUCACCAGGGACUGACGAAGACGGAUUGAUGGAUGGUGGCCUGGUUGACGUUGUUUCACUGGGCAAAGAUGUUUUCAGUUUUCAAAACUUUUUUAAAACUUGGCUGCUUGACGGUAGUACAGAUCAAGAACACUUACGGAUAACUCUACCCAGUGCGUUUACCCAGGAUAGUGAAGGCGAUCAUAGUCAAGACCAUAUGGACACGGGUCUCACUCUAAAGUGUGAUCUCCACGAACGUUUGCUGAACCCUUUGCACCUUCCUUACCAAUCUUGCUUUACUGUGUGCUCAGAAUCGGCCAAUCUCACGAGCAAAGGAAUUGCAGUAACAAAGCCCAAUAUACUGACUUACCCGGUAUACAACCUGACAGCCGUGAAGCUCGUCAACACAGAGGCUGUUUGUGAGUCAAUACUCUUUGGGAUGCCUUACAUUGUUCGACCCACAUCGUGUUGGAAACUGGAUUGGGAAGAGCUGGAGAGCAACCAGCAGCACUUCUAUGCUUUCUGUUCAGUGCUGAAAGAACGGGUAAUAUGUACACUUCACUACAUUUCCUACUGUCACAGCAGUGGUAAAAAGCUGUUUUCUUAUUUAAUUAAGGGUGUGUCGCUAUUGGCGAGAACCAGUGGUCAGAGUGUGGUCUCACAUGGCCAUCAGCAGGCUGUGAGGGCUUCUCCUCAAGGACACUUCCUUCUCCUUCCAUCUGAUAACUCUCUGUUGUUGAAGUCUAUCGCGGUCAGUGAAAUGAUGCUACCUAGCGAUUUUCAAUCUCCAGUGGCAGGACCGAGCGACAGCGCACUGUCGGUUGUAGCCUCGUGCCUUGACCAGAUCGAAUUCUCCAAUUCAUACAAUCCACUUCUGGUUCAUUCAGAUCUAUACAAGUGUCUGAUCUCUCAAUCCCUAAAGAGCAAUUCAGCUUCGAAACCACUGAAAAGGCGCUUUCAAGCACCUCAGGUUGGUAAAUCUGGCCAGAGACUGAUGUCACCGAAAACAAUUCAGUUAUUUGCAAUGAUACCUUUCUAAGGAACGCUUCUUGCCCAACAGUGUUCUGAAAUUUGCCAUCAGCUAAAAACACAUGUACAGACACGGUCGUCCAUAGUCCCGGCUGAUUCGUAAGGCAAAAUAUGUUUCUCUCCUGUUCUGUGCAAUUCCGAAACCGUGAGUUAUCUAAGAAUAACUUGAGAAGGACUCGAUCUAUUUUGGAGAUAAAUUCUGUCACCAAGACCUCAAGCCUGCAUAAUUUUCUCUGAUCGGAACCAUGCAUGAUCAUAUUCGCAUUCAGACCAUCCUAUAAAGUAAGUAUAGAACGUUUUCACACGACGUCACGGCAUCCAUACUGCUGUUUCUAAAAAAAACAAAACAAAAAAAAAAUGAAACGGCGGCCAUGUUUGUGAACCAAACCAAUCCUGCAGGAGUUGAACUCUUAUCUUAUGUAAACAAUUUCUUUUGUUCCAAUAACUUUGCAUGGCUGCUGGCCACGUACGUGAAAACGCUCUAUAAAUGAGGCGAUGGACUUGCCUCCCAUUAAGAAAAGUAACAUUACUUCAUGCCAUCUCAUGCUACAAAUACCAGAGUUAAACGCCCAACUUAUCAGUAAGGCAUCAGGCCGAAUCCAAGCCCCAAAGAAACCGUAAGGAACUUUCAUCCCUCCUUUUUUCUCUAUCAAAACGUCUUUUUGCUGGACUGAUUAUAAAUUCGCUGUUUCUUAAAGCCUUGUAUGAUAGCUUUUAAUUGCAAUACUUUAACAUUUGCUAGAAAUCCCAGGCUUCCAAGCAAGCAGCAAGCAGCUGUCAAACGGUGACCACUGAUACCAAUCAACAAACAAAAAGGGCAACACCGCGGGCUCAAGCGCGACGAGUGGUAUUUACAGCUCCAAAAGAUCCACUUUCUCAAGCCCCGCAAUUAACAAACGAGUUUAGAUCUGCUGGGACCGUGCUUUCCAUGUCUAAACGUUUCAGAUCCAAUUCUGCGGCAAGUCUCUAUAACAGCAGUCCACCAUCAUUUCCUGAUAACUUGUAGUCAGAGUACCUGUUUUUAAUGAGCAAUUCCCCGUCUCACGAAUGCAAAAGUUCCAGAAGUGGCGUCAUAGUGGAACUGGAGUCUGAUUCUGUGAUCUUUAAAGAGUUUGGAAUAAAGAACCUGUAAGAGUGAUUCAUAAGAAAUAGUACACAGUUAUCCUGAGGCUACAUUCAUAGUUUUGCAAAUAGCAAAAAUAUCCAAAGAUCAUCACAUAAUUGAAAGUGGAAAAACAAACAGCAAAUUAGAGAGGCUUAAGAGAAGCUGAAAACUGAAACAUUACUUCAAGUUUUAAUUAAACACGUGUGCAUAGCUGUCAGCAAAUUCAACUUUGUGUAACAUUAGCUGACAGGUUUCGAAACGGAAAAUUAUCAAGCUUUGAGAAUCUGAAAAUUUAAGAA
Molecule: messenger RNA, 3044 nt
Organism: Orbicella faveolata
Lineage: Eukaryota; Metazoa; Cnidaria; Anthozoa; Scleractinia; Merulinidae
Product: meiosis 1 arrest protein-like
Biological process (GO): meiosis I; male meiosis chromosome separation; spermatogenesis
Source: RefSeq, a predicted model, not a curated record